GCCAAGAAAGGCAUGUGUGGGUUCACAGCAAACCAUGGCCUUCAGGUUCAUUUUUCUACUGCUCUGUGCUUUCCAAGGAGCUGAGAGCUCUCGGAUUGUUGGAGGCAGAGAUACUGUCCCCCAUUCGCGGCCAUACAUGGCCUCACUGCAAAUCCAAGGUCAACAUUUCUGUGGCGGAGUGCUCAUAAGAGAGGACUUUGUGCUCACAGCAGCACAUUGCGACAUAUCAGCACCGUACACUGUUGUGCUUGGAGCAGAUACACUGGAGGCUAAUGAGCCAGCAAAGCAGCGCUUGGAUGUUCUCAGAGCAUUUCCCCAUCCAGACUACAUUGACUUAGCAAACGAUAUCAUGCUGUUAAAGCUUAGCAGCAAGGCAAAACUUACAAAGGAAGUCCAAUUGAUUUCUUUGAAGUCUGGCCGCUUGAGAAAUGGAAGUAGCUGUAUUACAGCGGGCUGGGGAGACAUUGGGGACAACAAGACGUUGGCAAACAGGCUUCAGGAAGUUAAUGUCACAAUUCUGCCACUGCGUACAUGUCGGAAAGAAUGGGAAAAUGUCCCCAUAGCCAGAUCGAUGGUUUGUGCUACAGGGGUACGGAAAUUACAGGGCUUCUGCUCGGGGGAUUCAGGAGGUCCGCUGGUGUGUGAUGGAGCCUCAGCAGGUGUCGUCUCCUUCUCUGGACGUCAUUGUGGAGACCCAGCAACUCCUGAUGUUUACACGCGUGUUGCCUUCUUCAGAUCAUGGAUAAACAAAGUGCUAAAAGAAAAUUAGGCUUAAUAUCUUUACUUGAUACUUUUUCCACCUCCAAAAGAUAAAAUACAACUGUUCUACAUUUCAAGCAAAACGACGUGUUGGGAAUUAAAAUGCUGUUCAACUGUAAAGUUUUUACUAACUUUGGUAGUUACUUGAAAUAUCUGUUACUUAAAUUGCAAUGGGGGACAAUUUUGAACAAAUAAAGUUUUAAUAAACGGCAAAGGUUGAUAAUGGAUAGGGUUGUAAUUUAUUUCAUUACAGGAGUGGACAUCAUUAAAUAACUAAGUUUUGCAAAGCUA
This is a messenger RNA of Fundulus heteroclitus (mummichog), 1050 nucleotides long. Its product is annotated as mast cell protease 3. Gene Ontology annotation, molecular function: serine-type endopeptidase activity. The record is from RefSeq and is a predicted model, not a curated record. Bases 35 to 769 code for a protein of 244 amino acids. Gene Ontology annotation, biological process: proteolysis. The transcript is spliced from 5 exons. Lineage: Eukaryota; Metazoa; Chordata; Actinopteri; Cyprinodontiformes; Fundulidae.